Messenger RNA from Caenorhabditis briggsae, 1194 nucleotides. It is a transcript of the gene Cbr-asd-2, whose product is annotated as Protein CBR-ASD-2. Gene Ontology annotation, molecular function: mRNA binding. Gene Ontology annotation, biological process: regulation of mRNA splicing, via spliceosome. The coding region runs from base 1 to 1194 and encodes 397 amino acids. The transcript has 5 exons. Gene Ontology annotation, cellular component: nucleus. The record is from RefSeq and is a predicted model, not a curated record. NCBI's taxonomy places the organism in Eukaryota, Metazoa, Nematoda, Chromadorea, Rhabditida, Rhabditidae.
AUGACACACGCUUCCACGGAACAUUUAACACCUAACGGUAGCACGAAUGGAAUAUCCACAUCACAACAGCAACAAUAUUCUGUUGAAUAUUUAUCUCAACUCUUGAAAGACAAAAAACAGUUGGCCGCUUUUCCAAAUGUAUUUCAUCAUUUGGAACGACUCGCCGACGAUGAAAUCAGUAAAGUUCGGGUAGCACUGUUCCAGUUUGAAUUCACAAAAGACAAUGUGACACUGCCGGAUGCAGAAGGAGAUAUUACGGUACACACAGAGAAGGUAUUUGUUCCGGCAAAGGAACACCCUGAUUAUAACUUUGUGGGUCGGAUACUCGGUCCACGUGGAAUGACAGCUAAACAACUGGAACAAGAGACCGGAUGUAAAAUCAUGGUUCGAGGUCGUGGAUCAAUGAGAGACAAGAAAAAGGAGGAGCUGAAUAGAGGAAAACCAAACUGGGAGCACCUUUCCGAAGAACUUCAUGUAUUGAUUCAAUGUGAAGAUACUGCAAACAGAGCGAAAGUGAAAUUGCUGAGAGCGAUGGAUGAGGUGAAGAAGUUGUUAGUGCCAGCACCAGAAGGAGAGGAUGAGUUGAAGAGAAAACAGUUGAUGGAAUUGGCGAUUAUAAAUGGAACAUAUCGAUCGGGAGCUGAUCAGAGUGCGUUGGCAGCUGCGCAGUUAGCAGCAGUUAAGCAACAGCCAUUGGUUGCUCUUCAAGCCGCAGCCCUCCAACGAGGUGUUCUUCCAAUGAUGGCUGCCAAUGGAAUCUCCCGAUCACCAACCAUGGCAGUUUGUGGAGCACCAAUCGUAAUGAGUCCUUCUGGAAGAGCCGCUUCUGCUGGAGCCACCGCCACGUCACAAGCUGCUUUGAUUAUGCAGCAACAGUCUCAACUACAGGCUGCAAACGCUGGAAAUGCGGCUGCUCUUCAACAACAAGCUGCUCUUCUGCAACAACAACAGGCAGAAUAUCAGCAGAUUCUUCUGGGCCAAGCCAGCCUCUACGAUUUCUCUGCCAUCCAACAGUACGCAGCAGGACAAAAUGCCGUUGCCGCUGCACAAGCUCAAGCUCAAGCCCAAUACGGAGCUCUUGCGGCAGCCGCUGCGAAUCAAGCUGGCGGACAACAGUAUGCAGAAUACGCUGGAGUAGAUUUAACGAGUCAACAAGGUGCACAUGGUGGGUAUUACGUGAGACGAUGGGCCUGA